Messenger RNA from Ceutorhynchus assimilis (cabbage seed weevil), 4698 nucleotides. NCBI's taxonomy places the organism in Eukaryota, Metazoa, Arthropoda, Insecta, Coleoptera, Curculionidae. The record is from the annotation of a GenBank genome assembly.
GUGAAUUUGCGCUCGCCGUUUUAGAAAGUGAACCGGAGCCGGACCCGGAGUCAUUUCUGUCCGUAAAACUCUGCGGGUCGGUGUCUCUUCUCGAAUCUCGUUGGGCGAUAUUUCGCGAGGCGCGACUUUGUCCGGAAACUUUCUGGCAAAGUUUUUGUUCAAGUGUUCGAAUAACAAAAAUUUUCUUGGUGGAUUUGGGAUUUUAAGUUUUCAGUGAGAAGAGGAUUUUUGGAGAAAAAGAUUUUCAGUGUUCUAGUGAAGUGUCUAGAGUCCAAACUGGCAUGUGAUUGAACUAUUUCUUGAGCUAUCCGAGAAACUUUACAAUGGAGACCGAAGAACUAAUAAAAUUGGUCGAUGGGAUCUAUAAGAACAUCCUGGAUAAAUUCAAUCCGGGAGCCAGGCAAAUGAUCAACGCUGGAAAAGCAUACUUAAAGGCGCUUCACAGUGCAGCUGCUGCUUCUCGUAUGUACGUAGAUGCCAUCGGUAAAUUAGCCAAACAAGCUCAACAAGGAACAUGGGGUGGAUCAUCAGACAUAGGUGCUGCUUUAAUGAGAGUCGUGGAAGUCUACAAGGAUAUUCAGGAUCAACAAAUGAAUAUACUCAAAGCAUUCUAUGUCGAUCUGCUAGUCCCUCUGGAAACCAACUUGGAGAAAGACACAAAAGUUGUUCAGUCAGAACAAAAACGAUUCCUUCAGCAACACAAACAACGAUCGGAGACGUACAGUAAGGCAGCGGCCAUGAUGAAAAAACAACGGAAAAAGUCAAGAGGCUCAACAAAAGCUGGCCUGGCAAUGGACAAGGAACUUAAGAACAUGCAAGUUUUAGAAGAAGAAAAAACAAAACUAGACGCAUUUUGUGAACAAAGUCUGAAAAACGCUAUGACUCAAGAAAGACGCCGAUACGGCUUCGUACUGGAAAGACAAUGCUCACUGGCCAAACAUUACCUCUCAUAUCACGCCCAUGGAACUGAAACUUACACCCAAAACAUCGAGAAAUGGUCUGACGUGGCUAAAACUAGAGAAUACUUACCGGAAUCCGUAGAAACUAUUUUCAGCAAUAGGAUAAGGCAAAUUUCCGUUUGGCAAGACGAAGACCUCUACUCCAACCCCAGAAGUCCCAACCUUGAAGAAGACAGAAUGAGUUUGAACUCGCAACUUCGAAAAACCAAAAGCAUGGACGCUUCUUGCCUGGACAUCCGCUCAAUGGCUGAAGUCGGCUCGCCCGUUAACACUCUAUCCAGAGCAAAAUCCGAAUACAACUUGAACUCGAACAAUAAUGGUGCUCAAGAUAACUCGCACACUCCGAUGCGUCGUCCCAAGUCCAUGGCAGUACCGCCGCCACCUGCCUGGGAAGCUCAACUUGCACGAGCUCUUUAUGCUUAUCUGUCUAGCGGAGAGAAUCAGCUCAGUUUUCAUGAAGGCGAUUUGAUUGCUUUGAUUGGAGAAAGGAAUAAGGGAUGGCAAUUUGGGGAGAAUUUGAGGACUCAGUGUAGCGGAUGGUUUCCUUUAGCUUAUACUGAGAUUUUGAUUGAUGAUACUAUAAGUUCUCCAGCUCACCGUAGCGACGCAGGAUCGUCUCAGCAACAUUCGAACAGUUCAACAACUCCAACCAACAUGAUGUCUUCGACAGGUUCAGGUGCUCAAACUCCGUCUAGUGGUAGCACGCUAGAGCAACCUACUAGAAUGUUUGGUGAUACUUUGCACUUGCACAGGUCCUCAAAUAACGCUACCAAGCAGAUUCGGAGAGCGAUCGGUUCUAACAAUAUCCCUCCACCAGCAGCACCAGCACCCGUCCCCACUCCAUCCUUACCCUACCAAAAAGGCACAGGCAUUCCGCAGUCACAAAGCACCAAUUUCGGUACCACCAAGUCAGUUUUGGAUGCUAAUGGUACUUAUCAGUCCAGUCAAUACUCAGCUCCAGGCAUAAAAACUUCAGCUUCGGCAUUCAAUUUUUCGACAACAGCAGCUACAACAGGACCGUACUCCACGCAUCCAGCUCCUGCUAGAGAACGGCCCACUGCCGGGUCCGGAUUACCGUUGCAUCUGCAAAGUAAAAGUGGCAAAAUCGGUGGUCCAGUUGGUAACGUUUCUUUACACUCCAGCAACGAUUCCGGAUUCUCAAACGAUCCUCCUCCGCAACCCGAAAUCGAUUAUUCCGAUGACGAUUCGAUUGCUGGACAAACCAAAUUACCAAAUCGUAAAUCCCGUAAAGACCAUCAACGCCCACCCACCAACGAUCCAAACAACAACCAGGUCCGUUCACCUAAAACUCCACAGUCACGUCAUCGUUUAUCCAAUAGUCAUGGAAAUUUGAUAGAAAACCGUUACUUGACCUCUGAAGAAACAGAGGCUUCGAAAGUGAAGGUCAAACGUACAAAGUCAUUUUGGAAAUUUGGCAAAAAUAAUUCAGACACGGAGAUUUUAGAAGGGAUGGCUCUAUGGAGACAUAGAGAUUUGGUUGAUUUGACCGAUGAGGAUAUUAAAAAUAAAAUUAACAGUCAGCAAAGAGUGAGAAAGCCUAGUAGAGACCAAUCAAAUGACUCAGACAAAACAAUUAAUAACAAUAAUGUUAACAACAAUAUAAAUAAUAGAGAAACUAUUGAAAAACCAUUAUCUAGAAAAGCUUUAGUGAAGCCACGAGAAAGCUUCAAAAAAGACCCUCCAACCAAACUAAGCCUUCCACCAAGAAGAGAAAUAGAAAACAAACCCCCUGAUGAUGAUUUCGAUGAUAUCUAUGGAGAAACUCACAAAAACAACUACAUAGAUCAAUUCUUAGAUGACGAUGGAGAUGGUUUAAUGCUAAAAACAGUAAACAGAAAAAAUAUCCUGCAACAAUACAGUGACGAUUUGACUGCAGGAGAGUCAGACUCCCAAUCAGAAAUCACAACUAACAGUGACGAUCCUUAUGAUUGUAUUGUGGUCGAUGAUCAAAAAGUUCGAAAGCCUAAUGUUGCCGAAAUCGGUAAGAAACUGGAAAAAUUGUCUAAGAGCAGCAAAUAUUCUCCAAAUAAGUCUAAUAAUAAUAUGAACAAUAAUCAAGUGAGGAGUAGCAUUAGAGAAAAAAAUGAAGUAAAUGUUAGAAGGAGCAAGUCAAGAGAAAAAGAAGUAAUCGAAUAUCAUCAAGAACAAAGACGCUCUUUUAGGACUUUUGGUGUCGACAGUGAAAAUGGCGAAAAAGAACGAUUUGAUGACAGUUAUUAUAAUGCAGAAAUAAAAAACAAUAACAAAAAAAGUGUCGAUAAUAAACGAGAAAGAAGUAAACCCAGCUACGAAAGUAUCAACGGCGAAAUAAAUAAUACUAAUAAAAAGAAUGAAGAAAAAUCCAAAAGAAGAAACAAAUAUUACGAUUCAACCCAAGACGAACUGUCAGAUGUAGGCGAUAACAGACAGUUUCUACCAAGAACAAAAUUAUCCAAAACAAACAGUGGAGGUUCAAAGUAUGACGAAACUCACAGCAGUCUGAUGGAGUACGGAGAAACCUUACAGAGACGCCUCAAAAAUCCCGAGUACAACUCAAAAUAUGACGAAAAAUCGAACCAGAACGGCAACAUGUACGGACCGUGGUACGACUUGUGGGGGUUGGACGCUUCGGCCAAAAAGUAGCUUUGCUUGUUUUACUAAUAAUAUUUGCUUUAGGAUUAGGAUUUACUAACAAUUUUAAUGAUUAUUUUCAGAUCCUGUAAUUCGAAUUUUGCCACGAUUAAAGCUCGGAAACCUAGCGCCAGCGCUGACAGAAGCUCACUAAUUCUCGAAUAAGAAUAUUAUUUGUCUGGCAAUUAUUCAUAAUGCUUUGUUUAACAUUAACUUAAAGCUUAUUUAACCCUUCUUUGUUUCUGUGCAUUUUUUAUUAUUUUUCUGUAAAUAUAUUUCAAAUAUCUUUCUGGUGGUUGGGAAAGGUGCAAUAAUCAGUUUUCGAUCCAUAUUAGGAGGAAUUUUCAAUAACUAUUUUUAUGUAUAUAUUAUGUAAUAUUGUUUUUUAGUUAGAAAUUUUGUUAUCCAGUGUCAAAAGUAAAAAUCCUUGAUCUAUCAUCUACCCGUCAUAUACAAGGACUUUUAAAAAAGAACUGUGAUAUAAACGAAAAUUUAGCAUUAUAUAUUAUAUAGAAAGUAAGGCUUUUGUGACAAUGUUUUUAUUUUGUUUGGCAUAAUCAAAAUUAAGUAAUAAUGGGAAGUCCCCUGUAUAAUAUUACAAUAUAAUUUUUUAGCUCAGAUAUUUUGUAUAGAUUUAAUAUAAUAUAUAAUAAUCUAAUAUUAUACUCCAAAGUCACCUUGUAUAAUUGCACCAUAUCUAAGAUUAGUAUAAAAUGAAAAACUAUUAAUAGGUAAUACAAGGGUUGCUCCCCUAUAAAAUACCACAUUAAAUUAUAUACCUACCGUCCAAUAUACGGAUAUUAUAAACAAUUUUUUAUAUUAUUUUGUAAUCUAUAAUUAUAUAAAAUAUUUACACAAAUUGUAACAACAUUUUUAGCUUUACUAUAGGAAUAUUAUUAUUGUAAAGAUGUUUAUUGUUAAAUGUAUAACGUACCACUACUAUAAUGCCAACACCGUAUAUACAGGGAGGUUAAAGUUUUUUUUAACUGAUUUUUUUAUGCCCUGUAUAUACAUUAUAUUGUUUUGUAUAGGUGUAUUAAAUAACGUUUAUUGUUAUAUUUCUGUAUAUCAACUUUAUAUUAUUUAAAUAAACGGUUUUGUUGUUUAU